CCCUAUCUCAUCUCAUAUCCAGCAGCUGCCUAGCUCUACUUACUACCUGCGCAGUGUUGUGUGGUACUGUAGUAAGUAGCAGGGAAGAACCGUUCCGAGUACACAGCGUACUUUUGGACCUGUGGAUACCUUGCUAGGCACCUGCUGCUCGCAACAUCCCCGGAUACGUCGUGUCAAUCCGGAAGUAAGCCGAGAGGAAGAGAGAGAUGCCGAUCGAGGCGGCAGACAACGUACCGGCCGAGCUUCCCGGCCACGGCCGGACGGUGUGCGUCACCGGCGCCGGCGGUUUCAUCGCCUCGUGGCUCGUCAAGCGCCUCCUCCAGAAGGGUUACACCGUGCGAGGCACCGUUCGCAACCCAGUUGAUCCGAAGAAUGAUCACCUCAGAGCCUUCGAUGGCGCCGCCGACCGCCUCAUCCUCCUCCGCGCCGACCUUAUGGAGCCCGAAACCCUCGUCGAGGCGUUCACGGGCUGCGAGGGCAUCUUCCACGCCGCUUCCCCCGUCACCGACGACCCUGAGAAGAUGAUCGAGCCGGCGAUCCGAGGGACCAAGUACGUGAUCACGGCAGCCGCGGACAUGGGCAUCAAGCGUGUGGUGUUCACGUCCACCAUCGGCACGGUGUACAUGAACCCCCACAGGGACGCCAGCAAGCCCGUCGACGACACCUGCUGGAGCGACCUUGAAUACUGCAAAAAGACAGCGAACUGGUACUGCUACGCGAAGACGGUGGCCGAGCAGGACGCGCUGGAGACGGCCCGGCAGCGCGGCAUCGAGCUGAUCGUGGUGAACCCGGUGCUGGUGCUGGGCCCGCUGCUGCAACCUACGGUGAACGCGAGCACGGAGCACGUGAUGAAGUACCUGACGGGGUCGGCCAAGACGUACGUGAACGCGGCGCAGGCGUACGUGCACGUCAAGGACGUGGCCGAGGCGCACGUCCGCGUCUACGAGGCGCCCGGCGCGCACGGCCGCUACAUCUGCGCCGAGGGCACCACGCUCCACCGCGGCGACCUCUGCCGCGUCCUCGGCAAGCUAUUCCCUGAGUACCCCGUACCCACCAAGUGCAAGGACGAGGUGAACCCACCGGUGAAAGGGUACAAAUUCACCAACCAGAGGCUCAAGGAUCUGGGCAUGGAGUUCGUGCCGGUGCUGCAGAGUAUAUACGAGACGGUGAAGAGCCUCCAGGAGAAAGGGAUGCUGCCGGUGCUACCGCCAGGCGACGACAUCCCAGACAACCUGCAUGAGCAGCUCAUGAUGAAGCCCGCCCAGUUGCUACGUAAUUAAUUAUACUCUACAUUUGAUACAGAUAUGCUGUCGGCUAGUUAAUUCUAUGGGACAUGUCUGUCCAUUCGAUCGGUCUUAUAUAUGCGUACACCGGUACACGUAUGCACUUUUAAUUGGUGCAUGCAUGCGUGCGUGAGUGGGUGGGUUGGUUGGCGAUCACAUACAUGGAUCAGUGCUGUAUGACGCACAGACACACACACAAUGUUAUAUGCAUAGUGAUAUAAAUCCACGGACUACAAUAACCA
Messenger RNA from Triticum dicoccoides, 1525 nucleotides. Its product is annotated as cinnamoyl-CoA reductase 2-like. Bases 207 to 1280 code for a protein of 357 amino acids. The record is from RefSeq and is a predicted model, not a curated record. The transcript has 5 exons. Lineage: Eukaryota; Viridiplantae; Streptophyta; Magnoliopsida; Poales; Poaceae. Gene Ontology annotation, molecular function: oxidoreductase activity, acting on the CH-OH group of donors, NAD or NADP as acceptor.